Mercenaria mercenaria is the source of this 3335-nucleotide messenger RNA. Its product is annotated as carbonic anhydrase 7-like. Gene Ontology annotation, molecular function: carbonate dehydratase activity; zinc ion binding. The coding region runs from base 2310 to 3227 and encodes 305 amino acids. NCBI's taxonomy places the organism in Eukaryota, Metazoa, Mollusca, Bivalvia, Venerida, Veneridae. The transcript has 9 exons. The record is from RefSeq and is a predicted model, not a curated record.
GGAACUCGUCCAAUUCACCAUAUACCGUAGCAUUAGUUGUUUGUUGUCUUACUUGUAAAGUUUGUUUAAGAAAUUUCAUGUGUAACCUUUCAAUAUCCGGGGCUUUAUGAAAGCCCCAAACUUCACAUCCAUAAUUUACAAUUGAAGCUAUCAUCGAAUUAAAUAACUUAACUGUCUCAGAUACAUCGAAAGAAACAACAUCAAACAAUGAGUUAAGAGAAAAUAAAGCUUUCAUUGCCUGUUGAGAUAAGGAUUUCUGAGCCUGAUAAUAACAACCAUUAGAAGACAAAGUAACUCCAAGAUAUGUAAAAUUUGUUACAAAAUUCAGUGUAUGGUUAUUAUAAAAUAUUUCAAUCUUUUCAGGUCUAUUACCUUUUUUAUAUAAAUUUGACAUGAUUUUAGUCACUAAUUUUGACGCGAUGGCAGAAUACUACAAGCAUCUGAACCACCCUUGUAUACAUAAGACCAAACAAUUUGGCAUUUGACAAAUGUGUACAUUAAGACAAUGUAGACGAAACAAUAAAUAAAUAUACACAUUAUACAUUAAAACCAUGACCUUCGUUUUUCCAUUAACUUCCUAUAACUAAUAUUUUAUUUCAAUAGAUCAAUCAAGACUUCAUUUUAUUGAGAUGCAGUUCUUAUAUUUUAAAGUAACAGUGACGUUGAACGCAAUCCAAUCAGCAGCAUGUGCAAUAUUGAAUCUUGUUUCAUUUCAUUAUUUCAGUUCUUACUGUAGUCAUGAUGUGUCCGCCCAAAGGCGCCACUAAUAACCAGACUUUCAAUUUUAAAACUCCUGUAAUAACAUCACCAGUCUAACGAUUAGGUUUUUAGAUUUGAAACCUUAUUAACAAUUUCUAUACGUUAUUUCCAUUUGAUAGUUAAUAUAUGACAUCCCUUAAAAAUGUGAUAUUUCAUCGGUGUUAAACUUAUCAGAGAAAGACUUUGUUGAAAAACUGUUAAAAUAUUAUCUUAAAAUUAUAUACUACCUUGGUGUCUAGUAAAUUAGUUGUUUCUAGUUUAUGUCUCGCUAUUAAAUCUCGGAUACGGAAUGGGGUAAAAUAGUAUAUUGCAAGUACGUUUAGGAAAGGUUUCUUGAAAGUUCAAUUCCACAUCAGCCGUACUGAGUAUACUUUGCCUACAAUAUCCUUGGUCUGGAAAAAAUAAAAAUCUAAACACAUAAUGAUUUAUGUUUAAUAUUCAAAUAAUGAUGUAAAUCCAUACAAGCAUUGUCUUUUCGCUACUGUUCGGAUAAAUUAUUGCUCAAAAGAGAAUGAUAUGUUUUUAUUUUCACCAACCAACAAAAUAACACAGUGGUCGGAUCAACACAUAAAAGAUUUGUCCGGAUUUCAAGGUUUUGUAUAUAUUUGUAUCAAAUCAUGAAAAGUUGAUCCUGCAGUAUAAUGUAUUGCAGUACAAAUAACUAUAAAAAGAAAAACAAUCAAGAAAUAUCUAGAAAAGUGCUUCGAAACGUUUAUUUCUGGUCCUAUUUUCCUGAAAUUUUUAAUCGUAAUAGAUAAGAACAUAUUGAAUGUGAAUUCAAAACAAAUACAAAUUUUAGAACAUCAACACUAUUUAUUUAUCACUUUGUAAACAAAAUUAAUCAAUACAAUUCGCGUUCACAUGUCGUUAAAUUUUUCUCACAAUAAAAGACAUUUUCCACACAUUCCCGCGAUUAUAAAUAUCAAUGUGGUAAAAAGGAACACUGAACUGUGACGCGCCGAUCAAUAUCAAGGAUUUCUUUUACUUUCAAAACGUGAAUUUACUGCAUCGUCUUCCGGUGUCUGAUCGGCGAAACGUUAAUGCCACCCUCCUGAUUACUUUUACAUUUCUCGUAACGCCGAUGAAAUGUUGUUUUAUUUGGAGAAUCGUCCUUUUGGCCUUGUAGUGAAACAUCACUUUAAAAGUGACGACCAAAGCAAUUAUGCCUGUUUAACAUUCUAAUGACGUCCUAUUUUAUGAUUUAACGUUAUAGUUGUAACGCUAGCAAUUAAUGUAAACUUUAAUUUGCCUUAGGAGUAAGCAGCUUGGGCAAAAAGUAAGGGAAAUGCAAUGUAUUAACGAAUGCAAGAUAGAAAAUGAGACAGAAUUGAACCGGAUUUCGUCACAUGACGUUGCCGUUGGAACUAGCAUUCACUUAAUAAUUCUUCGAAGAAAAACAUAUUCUGGAAUAUCAAUUAAAAAUUUCCAAUUUACAUAGAUAACAGUUUCAUCGAAUUUUGGCGAUGUGCGAAAAAUAUUAGAGCACAUUUACAGCAAGCUGUUUUAUGGAAAUCCACUGACAACAACUUACAUUCACAGUGAGGAUAGAAAUGGAGCUCAAAGCAAUUAUUGUUAUAUUCAUAUUGACAAUAACCUUUCAAAUAAUAUUAGCGUCGGCUCCAACCUAUUGGAGCUAUGGUGUCAAUGACGGGCCGGGAAAAUGGCCGGAACUGUUUCCUGACAUGUGCGCAGGAAAGUAUCAAUCUCCAAUUGACAUUCGGCCUAUCGACACGGUGUAUAACCGACAGUUAACAAAUUUCGUCUUCUACCACCCACAACGAGAGACAGCAAAAUUUAUAGCGAAAAAUAAUGGACAUUCAAUUCAAGUUAAUACCGACGGCCAGUUUUUUCUCGCAUAUGGUGGUCUUCAAUACACAUACAGAAUUAGCCAGUUUCAUUUCCAUUGGGGAAGUUCCAGAGAAAAAGGAUCAGAACAUACAAUUUAUAAGGCAGCUGACCCGAUGGAGAUGCACAUUGUAAGCUGGAACGAAGAAAAGUACCGUAGUAUGGCAGAGGCAGCUAUGCAACCAGAUGGGCUAGCAGUUUUAGGAAUACUUUUCAGGGUUUCAGAUUAUGAUAACCCACUACUAGAACCACUUGUACUGGUCAUUCCAUACAUUAGGGACCCGGAAUGGAACAACAGUGUAGAAAUCCCCGUAGUUCCAAUGAAUGAAUUCUUGCCAAACUGUCCAGAAAAAUACUACAGAUACCAUGGAUCAUUGACCACACCACGAUGUUACGAGAGUGUUACCUGGACCGUGUUUAAAAGAAGACUAACAAUAUCAAAAAGACAGUUGAACGUUUUCCGCCAGACACUGACAAAAGAAGUAGCAAUACAUCAAUCACCGCGAACCAACAUCAAAACCACUGGUGGAGGACGGGAACCCUUAGUGGAUAACUUCAGACCAGUACAGCCUUUGAAUGGAAGAGUAAUCGAGAGAAGUUACCAGAUUUUACAUGCAGUGUAAAUCGACACGCGGAUUUUUUUUUUAAAUAUUUACUACAGAAUUUCUGUCUUACAGGAUUUAGACACAGUACCAGUUCAAGAUUUACUAAAUAGAGUUUGAAGCAUUUGA